This is a messenger RNA of Fundulus heteroclitus (mummichog), 6114 nucleotides long. RefSeq lists its product as uncharacterized. Bases 1 to 1899 code for a protein of 632 amino acids. The transcript has 4 exons. Gene Ontology annotation, molecular function: protein phosphatase 1 binding; glycogen binding. NCBI's taxonomy places the organism in Eukaryota, Metazoa, Chordata, Actinopteri, Cyprinodontiformes, Fundulidae. Gene Ontology annotation, biological process: regulation of glycogen biosynthetic process. The record is from RefSeq and is a predicted model, not a curated record. Gene Ontology annotation, cellular component: protein phosphatase type 1 complex.
AUGUCUUUCUUAACCAUACCAAGCCAAGAGGGCCUGUUCACCACGAUUAAAUCCAGCAAGUCCGCCGGAGAGAUGGAGGGUCGCGCAUGCACGGACGCCAACGAGGAAAACGGCGACGAAGAGGACGACGAGGACGACGACACCGAGGAUGUCCGGCUCAUCCCCAGGUGUUCCCCGGUGCCCAGGAAGCGGGGCUCGUCCAUCUUCGACGAGACGGCCGAGUACAUGCGCAUCCACCAGGCGCUCUCCGCGGGGAAGAGGGUGUCGUUCGCCGACACAACAGGUGGAGAUCUGGUGGACGUGCGCGAAUUCGCAGCCUUCGACUCGGACGAGGAGGACAGCGCGAAGUGGGAGGAGGAGGAGGCGAAAUACCGCAAAGCCGAGCGGGAGCCGACCUACAGAGUGAACCCGGAGUUCCACGCUCCGGGGAGCGGCGCGCUGCUGCAGGCUGUGCGCUCCCACAAGGUGGAAGUCGAGCAGAUAUCCCCGGUGGAGGACGAGCCGCUGGCGUUCAGCGGAGUAAUCCGUGUGCUGAACAUCUCCUUCCACAAAGCGGUGUACAUCAGAUCCACCAUGGACAGCUGGGCCACUUACUUUGACCACCCGGCAGAGUAUGUGCUCGGAUCCAACGACGGGGACACGGAUCGGUUCUCCUUCAAGCUGUCUUUUGCGCCACCUUACACCACGCACGGCUCACGCAUUGAGUUUGUCGUGCGCUAUGAGACGUCCGAUGGCGAUUACUGGGCCAAUAACUCCUCCAUGAAUUACGCCGUGACGCUGCUUUUGUCCUAUGAAGACGACCCGGGUCAGCCCAGCACUGAUGUGGCACAAAAAAGAAGCAUCCUGAAGACCCCCAGAGCCUACAGCUCGGAUGAUGACGUGUUUUCAGGGGACGAUCAGGAGGAAGGAGAAGAGGAACCAGAGAUUUCACCAGCAGAAAUAGUCAGGCCUUCGGCUGUGUAUCCGGUCAUCGUACAACCCGAGAUCGACGUCGAGAAAGCGGUUCAGAAGUCUGCAUCCUCUGCCACACCUGAACACGGGCCUCCAUCUGCUGGUGGCGCACCGUCCACUCCCGCCAUAUUCCCAGACCAACAAUUACCUUCGGCGUCUUCCGAAAUCGACCUUCCAGCUCACUCGGCCUUUGCACUGCAUGCCGGUGAAUCCGUCCAACCAGAUAAGCCUCAGCCGUCACAUUUACUCCGCUGGGAUUCUGAGAACCACACGUCAGAGCACUCUGGGCACAGUUUCCCCAUUGCAGCGCUGUCUCUCUCAAGUCCUUCAUCUCACGAAUCCGAGCGGAGAUCAGACGACUCUCAGGCUGAGAGAGUGGAAAAGCCUGCUUUAGAAGCUCCUCUCUUAUGUCCUCCUGUAGCAAAGAUGAGUCUGCUGUCAACAGCGGGAGAGGGUUGGAUGGCUGCUGAGUGUGUCUCCUGUCCCAGUGUGACCGAGGCCCUGGAGCGAGAAGCUGCAGUGGGACUGAAUGAACUCGGAGAAGGAUUUUCUGAAGUCUCCACAACACCUGCGGCAUAUCAUGCAGACAGACCACCUGAAGGCGAGACUCAUGGACCCGUGGAAGCAGAGGAUGAAGGUCCACUAUCACCAGAGCUCGCCGAAAGUCCCUCAGUGAACAUCACCGAGGUGAGCCAAGAUGUAGCGCCUCGAUCUCUCUCAGCUUGGAAUGACAAAGAAGAGCCUGCCUGCAUUUCUCUGCACACCUCGUUAGAAAAUGCACCGAGCGUGUUGUCAGACGUUUCCGAGAUGAUGUUUGCGGAUGACUUCAGCAAUAAUCUGAUGCCAUGCGUCUUCUUCCUGACGGCAGUUGUUUCGCUCUCGCUAGUGAUGCAGGCCCCCAGUGCCCUCUUCUUCAUUGGGCUGCUUCUGGUUUUGCACGGUUUGUGAAUUUGCUCCUGAGGUUCAGUCUGAUCUCCUGUCAUGUCAAGUGCCUUUUAAUGAUUCCAAAAAAACAAACAAAAAAAAAAACAACCACAAAGAGUUUAACAAUAGACACAUCUCCCUCUGAUGUCGUGCAAAAUCUAAUUUACAGAGCCUUGCAAAAGUAUUGACCCCCGUUGAACUUUUUCACAUGUUACGUUACAACUACAGCAUAAACUCAUGUAUUUCAUUGGAGUUUCAUGUGACAGACAACCACAAAGUAGUGUGUUACAGUUAAAUGGGUACUUGCUCUUCAAAUUUUUUCAAAAAUAGAUCUGAAAAGUGUGGCGUGCAUUUAUUUUCCUCUCUCUUUACUCUGAUUCCCCUUAAUAAAAUACAAGGCUGUUAAUCAUCCCCCAGAAGUUCCCUAAUUAGUACACAUGGUCCAUUGGUGAGUAGAUGAAUGUAAAUCCAGUGGUUCUGUGAAGGCAUCGGAGGUUUGUUAGAGAAGAGGAGUUUACGUAGACCAAGGAGCACAGCAGAGGUCAGGGAUACAAUUGUGGAGAACUUUAAAGCAGAGUUAGAUUAUAAAACAACAUCCCAAAGCUUUAAACAUCACACAUUGUGUAUAAUGCAUCAUAAAACGUAGCGAGUAAGGCGAAUGAAUGGCAUGACUGUCCAUUUAUGCUGGCAAGCUAGGAGAGCAUUAAUCAGAGAAGCAGUCCAGGGUUUUGUGUUUUUAUGGCAAAGAUCCGCAGCUCAGGUGAGGGAAGCUGACAGGAAAACAUUAGCUGCGUCUGAAAAAGUUGGAAACAGAACAGAGUCGUUGCUUAAAGAUUAUCACAAAAAAAAACUUUUUUAAGGUUUGUCUCAAGUCAUGUAGAGGAAAGCAAACGUGUGGACGAAGCUCGGCUGAUCAGUUGAGGUUUAUGGUCGGCUUGUAGAACAUUAUUUGUCAAGUAAAACGGCCGCUGCAUAUCGCCCUGAACAAAUAAUCCCCACAGUGACACAUGGCGGUGGCAGCAUCCUCCUGCUAGUUUGAGCUAGAUUUGCAAAGUUUUAUAGAUCCAUAAAACCUCCAGCUCUAAUCACACCAGAAGGGGAUUCUACAAAUUAUUCCCUCCUGGACGUGGCAGGCAUAUUCAUGUCAGAUUUUUAUUUGCAAAAGGCCAAAACUGUAUAAUUUCCCUUCGACCUCACAAUUCUGAACUGCUUUGGUUUGAUCAAAUAUAUAAAAUCAACAUAAAAUACACUGAAGCUUGUGGGUGUAAUGUAACAAAAGUGGAAAACUUCAAGGGGAAUGAAUACUUUUGCAAGGUAGUGUAUGUCCUUAUAAGACACUAUGUUGCAGAAUAUGAACAGGAAAUGACAUUUUCUUCAUUAAUAUUAUUGUCCCUUAAUCAAAGUAAAUUCUUUAAAGUUUUUGUGUGGGUGAUCUAUAAAGUAUAUAUUUCUUGUUGUGUAAAGAUAGUCUAUGUGGUGUCGUUCAGUUAGUGUUACAGUGCACUUUCUAUUACAAUCAUCAAAUGUAGCAAAGGGUCGGGUUCUGUAUUGUUCCUUUACUAGAUAAACGACCAGUGAGUGCCUUAAAGUCUAAUACCACUGGAGAUCACAAGGCUGUAUCCUCAAAGCGUCUUAGAUUUGUAGGGACCACUCACUCUAAAACAACUUUUAAAAAUGGUUUUAUCGUUAUGUCUCCGGAUUAACUGUUGAACUCUUUACAAUAAUGUAAAAAAAAAAUCAUAUUAGGUCUUAAAAACAAGGUUUAUUUAGGCAGAGCUCACUUUAAUAAUAUCCCCGUGGAAGUGACUGACGACGCUGCUGUGGGACCCAACAAGAUGGAUUUGAGUUGGUUCACCAUUUAUGGUUGUGUGCUGGUCGAAUGGGUCACACAUUUAUAUUGGCUUUGUUAAUUGGAUAACUGAUAUUCUAGUGAUCCACAUGUCCCUAUUAUUCUAGAAAAUUUUUUAAUUCUUUAUGGCUUCCAUAUAUGAAAGCAUGUGUUUGACAUUUUAGGGGUAAGUGUUCUUUAAAGUGCAGCCUCCCUAAAACCGACAUUUUGUUCAGGCUAGCAGAGGGCGAAUUCUGUAGUUGUAAUAACAUGGUAGUUUAUGUGAAACUCAAUGAGGGAACUUCUUUAAUGGUGUCUCAAGGAUCUAUGAUCUCGAAUUUACCUGCUCUAUGAAUAAUGUUUUGUGAAUUAUGACCCCAGGUAGAGUAAAAUUUGUCAAUAUGUGCAAGAACUUGGUUAAAAGAAGUAUAGGUAAUGCUUGCAAAAGCUGACAAAUUUAACUCUGUCUUUUAGCUUUAGUUACUCUGUAGCCUGGUCAUUGACUGCGACAAUUAACAAAUCCGUCUCAAUUCCCGUGCUCAUUAAUGUUUUUUUUGUGCGUUUGAAUUACGUUCCCAGCUAUAGUAAAUCCAAUCAGUGUGUGUGCAACAAGGUAGGGCUACAAUAGCACAGCUAGUGCUAGCAUAAGCUAACAACUUCUAGCUCCUCCCAUAAGCAUGCGUUAUCCUGUUGAACUCAGAAAUCAAAAUCCAAUAUGGCUGUCAUGGAUUAAAAAGAAACUGUAAAAGCUUGACAAAAAGACUGUUUAUUAGCAUUUGUAAACUUGUUUUUUCUAUAAACCAAACACAAAGAGCUGUACAACUUCUAGUUUUAAACCUAUUGCUGCAGAGUUUAGGUACACAAAAAGCAAUGGGGUGCCUUUUUUUUGUAAUGCUAAUAAUAUUUAGUCUGGUCCCUGACCAAGAUGAGAAAUCCUGCAAACAUGUGAAUGCCACAUGAUUUAUUUGUUCUUUACUGGAUAUUUAUUUGUAAAAUAUAGUCCUAGUUAGGGAACAAUAAGUCAGUGUCUGCUAGAAGGUAUGGCUUCGCAGCACAGCUAGUGCUUGCAGUAGCCGACAACAUUGUGCUCCUUCUGUUAGUGGGUUCGAUUUAACCUCAAAAGUCAAAAUGUCCAAGUUCCAAAAUGUAAUUAUCAGCUAUAACGAUCCUUAAAUUUGCUAACUCCAACUUGGACAGCUGGACGUCCUUCACACAAAAGCUAAGAGUCUAAUAUGGCUGCCAGGUGGAGAGAAAAACAUGGAGGCUGCUGUAAAACACGUUUUGCCUGCAUUUCUGACGUUGUAUCUCACACACGCUAGUCUGUUAAUAAACAUGCUGCAACAUAUUUUAAAUGUACAAAUUGCAAAGAUUAUUUGUUUAUAAUGUUGUUUAGCUAAUAGUUUUAGCUAAUAGACUUUAGCUGUUUUCCAACUCACUACUGGAACACGGUUAACUUGGCUGUGAUAUCGUUCGAAGAUCAAACUCCUAAGGUAAAUGAUGCCCAUUAUAACUAAAGCUUCUUGCCUUAUGCGCGUCGUUACAGCUCAGAACGUUAGCUAGCAAAGCUAAUGGUCCCAACCGUUAUCCAGUAUAGGUCUGAAAAACCUGCCAAUGGCAAUGCCUUGCCACUAACUGAUGCUAGUUUGACUCCUUAACCAACAUUUUGACUAGCAGAAAAGUUGUUAAAGGUUGAGUAAAUGUCAGAGUUAGCAUCAUGAAGCCUUUGGGUGUCAUAGUUCAAAAAGUGUAAAAUAUUUCCACUUUUUAAUCUUAUAGGAAGAGUGCACUGAGAUUGCUUAUGCAGGCAAAGCUCACACCUGGCAGUGACUCAAAAGAGGGAUAACGAGACUCCUCCGUCUUUUCUAAAUAUGGUCGCUCAUGCCUCCAGAAUCUCAAGAUGGUAAUGACCAGCUGCCAAAAUGUUGAGUUUUAAAAUGGUCCACAUAUUCUUGGCUCCCCGAAGUUUGUUGUUUUUUCCAUGUCAAACCAACAUGCUGUGAGGUCAACGUUAAUCACUUGUCAUAUGUGUUGUGGAGUUUGUCUUCAGUGUGGCACAAAACCUCGAGACUCGCUGUAGAAACAGAUUUUUGUUUGUGAAGUGCAUGAGAUCUAUUUUUGCCUUAUUAACUAGUGAACCCAAAAUGGUAACGUAUGUCAGUGUAGGGAGAAAACAUGUGCAGAAAUUAAAAUUAAAAGUUAUAUCAUUCAUGUGAUGACGCAAACCACCUCACUGCUUUUCUUAAACGGGAAUUCCUGUUGAGUCUUGCCAGUAAACCCUUGUUGUUGUUGCACAGCAUCAAACUUUAUAACCCUGUUUCGUGAACCUCACAAAAAGAUUAAAGCACAAAACGAAAUGUUUGAAGUGGUGAAGGUUUUUGCAACAUACUGGAAUUAAACAUGAUCCCAUCCCC